Messenger RNA from Echinops telfairi (small Madagascar hedgehog), 2450 nucleotides. It is a transcript of the gene MMP17, whose product is annotated as matrix metallopeptidase 17. Gene Ontology annotation, cellular component: extracellular matrix. Gene Ontology annotation, molecular function: zinc ion binding; metalloendopeptidase activity. The record is from RefSeq and is a predicted model, not a curated record. Gene Ontology annotation, biological process: collagen catabolic process; extracellular matrix organization; proteolysis. The transcript has 10 exons. The coding region runs from base 1 to 1896 and encodes 631 amino acids. NCBI's taxonomy places the organism in Eukaryota, Metazoa, Chordata, Mammalia, Afrosoricida, Tenrecidae.
AUGGUCUCCCUUCCAAGUGUUCCUCCCCGGGGCCUUCUGGAAGGUUCCCCCUGCCGCCUGCUGCAGCAGCCUCCGUUGCCCUGGAGACCGACCAACUGGUCGCCAGGCGACGGCAGAGGCAGGGCCAGACAGCGGAUGGGAGUGGUUGGGUGGGCAGGGGCCACAGAGGAGCAGCCGGGCGCUGCGGACCCCCCCACCCCACACUUAUCUCUCUGCCUGCAGGAGUGGCUGAGCAGGUUUGGCUACCUGCCACCAGCUGACCCCUCUACAGGGCAGCUGCAGACACAAGAGGAGCUGUCCAAGGCCAUUACAGCCAUGCAACACUUCGGGGGCCUGGAGGCCACUGGCGUGCUGGACGAGGCCACACUGACGCUGAUGAAGACCCCACGCUGCUCCCUCCCCGACCUCCCCAGUCCGGACCUCUCCCGACGCAGGCGCCAAGCCCCCACACCAACCAAGUGGAACAAGAGAAACUUGUCCUGGAGGGUCCGGACGUUCCCGCGGGACUCGCCGCUCGGCCGCGACACAGUGCGGGCGCUCAUGUACUACGCCCUCAAGGUCUGGGGCGACAUCACACCGCUCAACUUCCACGAAGUGGCGGGCAGUGCGGCGGACAUCCAGAUCGACUUCUCCAGGGCUGACCACGAUGACGGCUACCCCUUUGACGGCCCGGGCGGCACCAUUGCCCACGCCUUCCUCCCCGGCAACCACCACGCCGCGGGGGAUGCCCACUUCGAUGACGACGAGGCAUGGACCUUCCGCUCCUCGGAUGCCCACGGGAUGGACUUAUUCGCAGUGGCUGUUCACGAGUUUGGCCACGCCAUCGGGCUGAGCCACGUCGCUGCUGCCCAGUCCAUCAUGCGGCCAUACUACCAGGGCCCAGUGGGCGACCCGCUGCGCUACGGGCUGCCCUACGAGGACAGAGUGAGAGUCUGGCAGCUCUACGGUGUGAGGGAGUCCGUGUCCCCAACCGGGCCCCCGGAGCCUGAGGAGCCACCUCCCUUGCCAGACCCGCCUCACAACCGGUCCAGUGUGUUGUCUGGGAAGGACGUCCCUCACAGGUGCAGUGCACACUUCGAUGCUGUGGCGCAGAUCCGGGGCGAGGCCUUUUUCUUCAAAGGCAAGUACUUCUGGCGGCUGACACGGGACCGGCACCUGGUGUCCCUGUGGCCUGCGCAGAUGCACCGCUUCUGGCGGGGCCUGCCGCUGCACCUGGACGGUGUGGACGCCGUGUACGAGCGCACCAGUGACCACAAGAUCGUCUUCUUCAAAGGAGACAGAUACUGGGUGUUUAAGGACAAUUACGUAGAGGAAGGAUACCCGAGGCCCAUCUCCGACUUCAGCCUCCCGCCGGGCGGUGUGGACGCCGUCUUCUCCUGGGCCCACAAUGACAAGACUUAUUUCUUUAAGGACCAGCUGCACUGGCGCUACGAUGACCACACAAGGCGCAUGGACCCCGGUUACCCCGCCCGGAGCCCCCCCUGGAGGGGUGUCCCCAGCGCGCUCGAUGACGCCAUGCGCUGGUCUGAUGGUGCCUCCUACUUCUUCCGUGGCAAGGACUACUGGAAGGUUCUGGAUAGCGAGCUGGAGGUGGCACCUGGGUACCCGAAGUCCACAGCUCAGGACUGGCUUGUCUGUGAGGAGCUGCAGGCUGGCAGCCCUGAGGUCAUGGGCUCGGACCUCGAGGACGGGACACUAGCCCGACCGGGCCAGCACGACCAGAGCCGCUCCGAGGAUGGCUAUGAGGUCUGCUCCUGCAGCUCCCUGGCCUCCCUGCCACCCAGGGGCCCGGGCACACUGCUGGCUGCCCUGCUGCUGCUGCUGCUGCUGCCGCUGCUGCCACCGCCGCCACCACCACCACCAUGCUUACUGUGGACAUGGGCCCAGACGCUAUGACAGCUGGCCUGGGCCUGAAGAAGGAAUAGAGGGCAGCCCAGGACACAGAGGGCCGGCCAGGGCAUGGCCCCACCCCAGGGGCCGAAGCAGAAGCCAGCCUUGCAGAUAAGGGCAGCUGGGUUCCAAUCCCUGAUCCAGGCCAUGCAGGGUUGGGAGACGGCCGGCAGAGGGCGCCGUUGCUCCACCAGGCUCAUCUGGUUACCAGGGUGGGAAGGCAGGGGGACCCUGGGCUGUGGGGACCCUCACUGAUGCCAGGGGACAGGGCCGGCACACUUAAUCACACCACAGCAGCCACCAGCCUUCUACAGAUCACCCCUGCCUGAGGGGCGCUGGGGUGGCCCCUGGCUGGUGUUGCCACCUCAUCUGCGUGCGUGCACACUGCCACCCCGACCUUCUGACGCCCACUUUGGGGGCUUCCAUCCCUGGCCUUCUUGGGGGCUGCUGGUCACUGUGCCUCAAGGCAGCCCCUGCCCACACCCAUGAGCCCCAGGAUAGGCCGCGGCACCUCCCCCUGUGAUGCGUUUGGGACAAACAUGACCUCCGGCUUUGUAUGG